CAGAUCACUUCACAGGGCAACAGAUGUGCUCCACGCCCAUUCAGCCGAGACAGAGGGAGAGAGAAGGGGUGGAAACUUUAGACAGUCUUGUACACCAGUCGAGAAAUACUUGUUGCUUCUCAGCAUUCGUUGUUGUCGCCUGCAUCCAGAAUUAGAGAUUCCAUGACAACUGACGGUCCAAAAUACACAUACAAUACAUCAAGUCUCAUGGCGACCACAGUGGGAGUAGCUGGAAUAGAACCUACCAUGGCACCUGUUCAGGCCAUCACAGAACUCCUCCAGACUGCAGGAAUCGCUUUAAUCCUUGAAACAACUGAAGCACCUCUACGGGAAUUCACCGACAGACAUACAAGUGAAACAACAGCCGUCACUAUCAUAGGUGCCUCGGUGCAUGAUUCGUCAUUUUAUGUUCUUGGAGGGGUAAUUGCUGCAGUUGCAGUGUUGUUGCUGUGUUUAACCGUUUUGGGGCUACAGUACAUGUUCAAGCACAAGGGAUCAUACCUCACCAACGAGGAAGAUGAGUAUGAGUCCAUUGAGAAUACUGACAUAGAACUUCAAAAGGACACAGCUCUACUGGAGGUUGUGGGUGAAGAAUAAAAGAAACUGGAAACUCAGUUGACAUUGGUCUCAUACCCCACAUUUGUGAGACAUUUGUGAAAUAAAUUCAUAAAAACGGAGGCAAAAUGUGUUUGCUGGAAUUCUAAGAACAAUCCAUCAAAUGUUCUUUGGGGAAGGGGGGGGGAUGUUGGAUAUUUUACUUUUACUUUUGAGUGUUUAUUGGCCAGUUGAUUGUAGACAAUGUAUGACACUUUAGACAGGUCAUUCUCUGCUCUUUGAUGCAAACAGUGAAUCAAUUGUCAUGCUAGUUCACACGGUUGUACAUCAUGACAUUAAUCAAGCAUAUCUGCCAGAUACUGUAUGUUUCCAAUAUUGACAGCACUUAAAACAUCGGUGAAACUUCAGUGGAUUUUGUGUUUCUUCAGAGCAUUUUUUGUAAGAUGAUUUUCUUUUGAUAUGUAAAAGCUCUUUUAAAAGACAUUUGUUAUACAAAGACAGCUUGAACUAAAUGUGACAAUUCUCAAGGAGCCAGAUGACAUGAUUUAGUAAAGCCUGCCAAGAUAUUGAGAUAAUGGGGGCAGACAAUGUUCAUAGACUGUCAGAAGGGAAGAUUUCAAGUCAGUAAAAACAUGAGAUGGUACACCUAACAGGGUCAUAAUAUUUUUUUUCAACCUAACUAAAUAUAUGCAAUCCUAAUCUAACAAUUUACCCUUUUCAAACUGUAUUUUAUGAUUAGAACUUUCUGUCUAGAACUAGAGAUUAUUUCUUUCAAAUGCCCAAAGAAAAAUAUCAGAAUAAAGAACUAUAGUACUGUA
Molecule: messenger RNA, 1373 nt
Organism: Osmerus eperlanus (European smelt)
Lineage: Eukaryota; Metazoa; Chordata; Actinopteri; Osmeriformes; Osmeridae
Product: cell adhesion molecule 1-like
Exons: 6
Coding region: 163-597 (144 amino acids)
Cellular component (GO): cortical cytoskeleton; membrane
Source: RefSeq, a predicted model, not a curated record